UACGGCGGAGGCUGAGAGGCCAGGACAAUGUACUGGCGUGCUUCGGCUUCCUCGGGAGAGUUGGAGCGUCGCGCCUGGAAGCAAACAAGCCAACAACGAGCUCGAGACGAGCGACAAAGGCCGCCAAACGACGACGCCAGCCGAGCCAUGGAACGUCCGAGCGCCCCGGCCACCGCCUGAGCCACUUUGCGACGUCGAAGGAGGGAGGAAGCAGCCGGCCGGCCGGCCACCCAGGCCAGGAGUUUACGUUCGAGGCCGCCCGCCCGCCGCCCGCCGCCGCCGAGGUUGAGGUUGAGAAGGAGGCGCAGGCGCAAACGCAGGCGGGUCGCUCGCUGGCUCAGCCAAGCGAGCGAGAUGUUUUUGCUUACUGGCCGCUGACGAGCAACGAGAGGCGGCGGCGACGAGCGCAAGCCGACGAAGGACGAGGAAGAAGCCAGCGACCGCGAGCAGCAUGGCCGCGGUGCUGCGGACGCUCUUGUUUUCCACUUUUUGCCUCCCGCUGCGAGGCCAGCCGCUGCUGCUGUACGCCAACCGACGGGACCUGCGGCUGGUGGACGCGUCCCGCGAGCGCGCCAACGCCAGCGUGGUGGUGGGCGGCCUGGAGGACGCGGCGGCUGUGGACUACGUCUUCUCGCAGGGGCUCAUCUACUGGAGCGACGUGAGCGAGGAGGCCAUCAAGCGCACGGUCUUGGACCGGGCGGGCGGUGCCGCCGCCGUACACACGGUGGUGCCCGGCCUGGCCUCACCCGACGGACUGGCCUGCGACUGGCUGGCCGCCAAACUCUACUGGACUGACUCGGAGACCAAUCGCAUCGAAGUGUCGGAGCUGGACGGAAGCCUGAGGAAGGUUCUCUUCUGGCAGGAGCUGGACCAGCCCAGGGCCAUCGCCUUGGACCCCGCCAGAGGCUUCAUGUACUGGACCGACUGGGGCGAGAUCCCCAAGAUCGAGCGGGCGGGCAUGGACGGGACCGAUCGCUCCGUCAUCGUGGAGCGCGACAUCUACUGGCCCAACGGACUCACGCUGGACUACGAGCAGCGCAAGCUCUACUGGGCCGACGCCAAGCACAGCUUCAUCCACCGCUGCCACCUGGAUGGCACCAACAGGGAGGUGGUGGUGAAAGGCAAGCUGCCUCACCCGUUUGCCCUCACCCUCUUUGAGGACACGCUCUUCUGGACCGACUGGAACACGCACUCCAUCCACUCGUGCUCCAAGCACGACGGCGGCCGGCAGCGCGUGGUCCACUCGGACAUCUUUUCGCCCAUGGAUAUCCACGUCUUCAGCGCCAAGCGGCAAAGCCAGACGAGCACGCCGUGCUCUCUGGACAACGGCGGCUGCUCUCACCUGUGCCUGCUGUCGCCCGCCGAGCCCUUCUUCCGCUGCGCCUGCCCCACCGGAGUGCAGCUGCUGCACGACAACAGGACCUGCCGAGACGGCGCCACACGCAUGCUGCUGCUGGCUCGGCGGACGGACCUGCGUCGCAUCUCUCUGGACACGCCCGACUUCACGGCCAUCAUCCUGCAGGUGGACGACAUCCGGCACGCCAUCGCCAUUGACUACGACCCGGUGGACGGCUACAUCUACUGGACGGACGACGACGUGAAGGCCAUCCGCCGCUCGCUGCCCGACGGCAGCGACGCCCAGUUGGUGGUCACCUCGCAGGUCAGCCACCCGGACGGCAUCGCCGUGGACUGGAUCGCGCGCAACCUCUACUGGACCGACACGGGCACGGACCGUAUCGAGGUCACCCGUCUCAACGGGACCAUGCGCAAGAUCCUGGUCUCCGAGGACCUGGACGAGCCCCGGGCCAUCGUGCUGGACCCCGUGGCCGGGUACAUGUACUGGACCGACUGGGGCCAGGUGCCCAAGAUCGAGCGCGCCGACCUGGACGGCACGGAGCGGCUGGUGCUGGUCAACACCUCGCUGGGCUGGCCCAAUGGCCUGGCGCUGGACUACGACGAGCGCAAGAUCUACUGGGGCGACGCCAAGACCGACAUGAUCGAGGUGAUGAACAUGGACGGGACGUCGAGGCGGGUGCUGGUGGAGGACAAGCUUCCUCACAUUUUUGGCUUCACGCUGCUGGGCGACUUCAUCUACUGGACGGACUGGCAGCGGCGCAGCAUCGAGCGCGUCCACAAGCACACGGCCGAGCGCGAGGUCAUCAUCGAGCAGCUGCCGGACCUCAUGGGCCUCAAGGCCGCCUACGUCCGCCGGGCCUUCGGCAGCAACGCGUGCGCCCACAACAACGGCGGCUGCAGCCACCUGUGCCUAUUCAAGCCGCAGGGGGCGCAAUGCGGCUGCCCCAUCGGGCUGGAGCUGAUCGCCGACAUGCGCACGUGCAUCGUGCCCGAGGCCUUCCUGCUCUUCUCGCGCCACACCGACAUCCGCCGCAUCUCGUUGGAGACCAACAACAACAACGUGGCCAUCCCGCUCACCGGCGUCAAGGAGGCCUCCGCCCUCGACUUUGACGUCACCGACAACAGGAUCUACUGGACCGACAUCACCCGCAAGACCAUCAGCCGGGCCUUCAUGAACGGCAGCGCCCUGGAGCACGUGGUGGAGUUUGGUCUGGACUACCCCGAGGGCAUGGCGGUGGACUGGCUGGGCAAGAACCUAUACUGGGCCGACACGGGCACCAACCGCAUCGAGGUGGCCAAACUGGACGGCCAGCAUCGGCAGGUCUUGGUCUGGAAGGAUUUGGACAGUCCCAGGGCGCUGGCGCUGGACCCGGCCCAAGGUUACAUGUACUGGACCGAGUGGGGCGGCAAGCCCAAGAUCGACCGAGCGGCGAUGGACGGGAGCGGUCGCGUCACUCUGGUGGCGGACGUGGGGCGAGCCAAUGGACUCACCAUCGACUACGCCGAGCGCCGCCUGUACUGGACCGACCUGGACACCACGCUCAUCGAGUCGUCCGACAUGCUCGGUCAGGACCGCGAGGUGAUCGCCGACGACCUCCCUCACCCGUUCGGCCUGACUCAGUACCAAGACUACAUCUACUGGACGGACUGGAGCCAGCGCAGCAUCGAGCGGGCCAACAAGACCAGCGGGCAGAACCGCACCGUCAUCCAGGGCCACCUGGACUACGUCAUGGACAUCCUGGUGUUCCACUCGUCCCGCCAGGGCGGCUGGAACGCCUGCGCCUCCACCAACGGCCACUGCUCCCACCUCUGCCUGGCCGUGCCCGUCGGGGGCUUUGUUUGCGGCUGCCCCGCCCACUUCUCGCUGGGCUACGACAACAAGACCUGCAACGCGCCGACGUCCUUCCUGCUCUUCAGCCAGAAGACGGCCAUCAACCGCAUGGUGAUGGACGAGCAGCAGAGCCCCGACAUCAUCUUGCCCAUCCACAACCUGAGCAACGUGCGCGCCAUCGACUACGACCCGCUGGACAAGCAGCUCUACUGGAUCGACUCCAAGCAGAACGUCGUGCGUCGCGCCCAGGAGGACGGCAACCAGAGCAUGACGGUGGUGUCGGGCCUGCAGCUGUACGACCUGAGCAUCGACAUCUACAGCCGCUUCAUCUACUGGACCAGCGAGCUCAGCAACGUCAUCAACGUCACGCGCACCGACGGCGGCCGCGUGGGCGUGGUGCUGAGGGGCCCGCACGACAAGCCGCGCGCCAUCGUGGUCAACCCCGAGCGAGGGUACAUGUACUUCACUAACCUGCUGGAGCGCUCGCCCACUAUCGAGCGCGCGGCGCUGGAUGGGACGGAGCGCGAGGUGCUCUUCUUCAGCGGGCUGGGCAAGCCCGUGGCGCUGGCCGUGGACAACGAGCUGGCCAAGCUCUUCUGGGUGGACUCGGACCUGCGGCGCAUCGAGAGCAGCGACCUGUCAGGCGCCAAUCGCAUCGUCAUCGCCGACUCCAACAUCCUGCAGCCUGUGGGCCUGACUGUGUUUGGCAAGCACCUGUACUGGAUCGACAAGCAGCAGCAGAUGAUCGAGCGCAUCGACAAGACCACGCGCAAGGGCCGCACCAAGAUCCAGGCGCGGGUGGCCUACCUCAGCGACAUCCACGCCGUGCGCGAGCUCGACAUGAGGGACUACGGUAAACACCCGUGCACGUGGGACAACGGCGGCUGUUCGCACAUCUGCAUCGUCAAGGGUGACGGCACCAACCGCUGUUCCUGUCCCGUCCACUUGGUGCUGCUGCAGAAUGAGCAGUCCUGCGGAGAGCCGCCCACGUGUUCCCCGGAGCACUUCUCGUGCCGUUCGGGCGAGGUGGACUGCAUCCCUCAGGCGUGGCGCUGCGACGGCUACCCCGAGUGCGACGACAUCAGCGACGAGGUGGACUGCCCGGUUUGCUCGGACAGCGAGUUCCAGUGCGACAGCCGCCAGUGCAUCCAGCUCAGCCUUCGCUGCAACGGCGAGGUCAACUGCCAGGACCGCUCCGACGAGAACAAUUGCGAAGUGCGCUGCCCGUCGGACCAGUUCGCCUGCGCCAACGGCCAGUGCGUCGGCAAGCACAACAAGUGCGACAACAACAUGGACUGCGCCGACAACUCGGACGAGAUCGGCUGCUACUCCACGGAGGAGCCGCCCCCGCCCAACAACACGGUGGGCUCCAUCGUGGGCGUUGUGAUGGCGCUCUUCCUGGUGGGCGCCGUCUACUUUGUGUGCCAGCGCGUGCUGUGCCCUCAGAUGAAAGACGACAGCGAGACGGUCACCAACGACUUUGUGGUCCACGGGCCUUCCUCGGUGCCGCUGGGAUACGUGCCGCACGCCGCCCCCCUGUCCGCCUCGUUGCCAGGUGAGGCGCCGGCCGGCCGGCCGGCCGGCCGGGGAGCCCCGCCGCCCCCUCCGGCGCUAACCCGCUUGUCGUUUGUGCCAGUCAUGUCCGGGGGCAAGUCGGCCAUCGGCUCGCUCAGCAUCAUGGGCGGCAGCAGCGGCCCGCCGUACGACCGCGCCCACAUCACCGGCGCCUCAUCCAGCAGCUCGUCCAGCACCAAAGGCGCCUACUUCCCUCCGAUCCUGAACCCGCCUCCUUCUCCCGCCACCGUCCGCUCGCAAUAUACGCUGGAGUUCGGAUACUCGUCCAACAGCCCGUCCACGCACCGAUCCUACAGCUACCGGCCGUACACGUACCGCCACUUUGCCCCUCCCACCACGCCGUGCAGCACCGACGUGUGCGACAGCGACUACACGCCGGGCCGCCGCGCGCCGCUCAAGUCUGCGGGCGGCCGAGCAGCGGCCAAAGACUACGCCAGCGACCUCAACUACGAUUCUGAGCCUUUCCCGCCGCCGCCCACGCCUCGCAGCCAGUACCUGUCGGCCGAGGAGAACUGCGAGAGCUGCCCGCCGUCGCCCUACACCGAGCGCAGUUAUUCGCACCACCUCUACCCGCCCCCGCCCUCACCCUGCACGGACUCGUCCUGAACCUGUGACGAAGCUCGCCAUAACACCCCCCCACCCCCCUUGUAAAUAGCAAUUGUGCAUAAAUGAGGUUAAAAAUGGGAACGCCAGGCCGGCUGCUGCGGAACAUUUGUACAUUGAAAAAGAGGAAAACAUUUAUAUAUUUUCUAUACAGCGUUUACUGAUGAUGCUAUAGAGGUUUGUAUUCUGACGUUUGUAAAUUUUUUAAGAAAAGCUUUUAUUCAAAUCACACACAGAGAAGUUGCCUUAAAGGACACACUACGCCAAAUACGGAGCGUCCGCCAUUCCAGCCGCCCCAUCCCCGGUUCGCCCCGAGCGCCAUCCCUGCCGGUUCGCCUCGAGCGCCAUCCCCACCGGUUCGCCUCGAGCGCCAUCCCCGCCGGUUCGCCUCGAGCGCCAUCCCUGCCGGUUCGCCCAAGCCCCCCCCCCCCCGGUCCCAAUCGAGCAGCCAUCUUGUGCCUGAGCAAUUGAACAGCAAGUGUUUUUGCAGCAGCGCAGCGUUGCGGCGCGUUCAUAAGCUAGACGUUAUCGAGCACACCGAGAAGCAGCAGCAGCAGCCACUACCUUGUAAAGCGCUCCUUCCUCGUUUUCUAUCUCUCAUGAGCGUGACCAUGUUUGUUUUCUUCUGUUGCGUACCUCAACCUGCGGAAAGUAUGACAUUGAGCCGUCACUCGGAGCCACGGUUCCUGGCCCUUCCUUGUGACAGUUAGCGAAGCCGCCGGCUCAGCAAAUAUGGCGGCGCGUUUGGGCCCGGCUUGGUGUCUUUUCUGUUUUUCAGCGUUUGGUUGUUCAUCCUCUACUUUGGCCCAUCCGGCUGCCACCGUUAGCCGCUCCUGUCCUUCUCCUUCCUUUUGUCCAACAUAAAGUGAGUGACCUUGUACUUUC
This is a messenger RNA of Syngnathus acus (greater pipefish), 6250 nucleotides long. RefSeq names its product low density lipoprotein receptor-related protein 6 (gene lrp6). Gene Ontology annotation, biological process: Wnt signaling pathway involved in somitogenesis; receptor-mediated endocytosis involved in cholesterol transport; canonical Wnt signaling pathway. Lineage: Eukaryota; Metazoa; Chordata; Actinopteri; Syngnathiformes; Syngnathidae. The record is from RefSeq and is a predicted model, not a curated record. The transcript is spliced from 22 exons. Gene Ontology annotation, molecular function: protein binding. Bases 452 to 5368 code for a protein of 1638 amino acids.